AUGGGAAACUGUCAAGCAGUGGAUGCAGCAGCAUUAGUGAUACAACAUCCAAGUGGAAAGAUAGAAAGAAUGUAUUGGUCAAUAAGUGCUAGUGAGGUGAUGAAGAUGAAUCCUGGACACUAUGUCUCCAUCAUUAUCCCCUUGCCUCCUACGGACGGUGAAGAAGAUGGUAAAACCGUUCGGUUUACACGAGUUAAGCUUCUUCGGCCUACUGACACCCUUGUCCUUGGCCGAGCUUAUCGUCUUGUUACUUCUCAUGAGGUUAUGAAGGUUGUGAGAGCAAAAAGACAUGCAAAGACAAAGACCAACAACCUGCAGGCCGAACCAACCGAAACUUCAUCCAGUGGCGCUGAUCAAGAGACACUGGUGGAUAAUACAAACCAGGUGGAAGGACAUGAAAGAAUGUUCAGGCAAAGGUCUGGAUCAUCAUCAUCGAUAAUGGCUGCUUCUCGAUCAAAAUCAUGGCGGCCUGCUUUGCAAAGCAUCUCAGAAGCUACAAGUUGAAGGACGGCAGGUUUUAUGUUGAUACAUCGAGUAAUAUAUAUAUACUUUUAAGAAACUCAGUUUUUUUGGUCUCUGGGUGGAAGAAAGAGAAGAACGGAAGAAGAGUGGAUCAUCGAUAUCAAAUAAAUAAUUAUGUGUAUAUAUUCAAAACAAGAAAAGAAACAAUAGCACUAACACUUUGAUGAUCCAUGACAUGUAUAUAUUCAUCUUGACAGAGCAAGUUAAUAUUGAGUUCAAAGUUGCCUUUGUUU
Erigeron canadensis is the source of this 755-nucleotide messenger RNA. RefSeq lists its product as uncharacterized. The record is from RefSeq and is a predicted model, not a curated record. Bases 1 to 504 code for a protein of 167 amino acids. Lineage: Eukaryota; Viridiplantae; Streptophyta; Magnoliopsida; Asterales; Asteraceae. The transcript has 3 exons.